This is a messenger RNA of Amblyraja radiata (thorny skate), 3402 nucleotides long. Its product is annotated as mitogen-activated protein kinase 9. Lineage: Eukaryota; Metazoa; Chordata; Chondrichthyes; Rajiformes; Rajidae. Gene Ontology annotation, biological process: protein phosphorylation. The record is from RefSeq and is a predicted model, not a curated record. The transcript has 13 exons. Bases 266 to 1420 code for a protein of 384 amino acids. Gene Ontology annotation, molecular function: MAP kinase activity; ATP binding.
UCUGGCUCCGCUCCUGCAGUUGGUGAGGCGGCGGCGGCGGCGGCGGCGUCUGCGUCUGCGCGGUGACGCACCUGAGUGCUGCGGCACUGGAGCAACCAUGGCACUGAGACGGUGACAGAUUGUCGGCAAACACCCCUCCAGACUCACGGAAACAAAAUAAAAGAGCACCAGUUAUUUGAGAAGUGCGUGAAGGGAAUAAACGUACAGAUGAUCCUGGAUCAACAGAACUUAUCAAUAAAGAUUCUUCUCCGGAAAACACUACACCAUGAGUGAAAUAAAUAGUGAAACUGGAUUCUACAGUGUACAAGUUGGUGAUUCCACCUUCACGGUUCUUAAGCGAUACCAGUCAUUGAAACCCAUAGGAUCGGGGGCACAGGGGAUUGUUUGUGCUGCAUUUGAUUGUAUACUUGAUGGAAGUGUUGCUGUUAAGAAACUCAGCAGACCUUUUCAGAACCAAACUCAUGCCAAGAGAGCUUACAGGGAACUUGUUCUUCUAAAAUGUGUAAAUCAUAAAAAUAUUAUUAGUUUGUUGAAUGUAUUUACACCGCAGAAGUCUUUAGAAGAAUUCCAAGAUGUUUACUUGGUUAUGGAGUUGAUGGAUGCCAACUUAUGCCAGGUUAUCCAUAUGGAGCUAGACCAUGAGAGAAUGUCCUACCUUCUUUACCAGAUGUUAUGCGGUAUUAAGCACCUUCACUCAGCUGGCAUUAUCCACAGAGAUUUGAAACCCAGCAACAUAGUAGUAAAAUCAGACUGCACUCUGAAAAUUCUAGAUUUUGGGCUGGCAAGGACAGCCUGUACUAAUUUUAUGAUGACGCCAUAUGUCGUGACGCGAUAUUAUAGAGCACCAGAAGUUAUCCUAGGAAUGGGAUACAAAGAAAAUGUUGAUAUCUGGUCAGUGGGGUGCAUCAUGGGAGAAAUGCUGAAAGGUUCUGUGCUAUUCCAAGGCACUGAUCAUAUUGAUCAAUGGAAUAAAGUCAUUGAACAGCUAGGAACGCCAUCGGCGGAAUUCAUGAAGAAAUUGCAGCCAACUGUACGGAAUUAUGUAGAAAAUAGGCCAAAAUAUCCAGGGCUUGGUUUUGAAACAUUAUUUCCAGAUUGGGUUUUUCCAGCAGAUUCUGAACGUGACAAGUUAAAAGUAAGUCAGGCCAGAGAUCUUCUCUCGAAGAUGCUAGUGAUUGAUCCUGACAAGAGAAUUUCUGUGGAUGAUGCCUUACAGCAUCCAUAUAUUUCCGUCUGGUAUGAUCCUUCUGAAGUAGAAGCACCCCCUCCACAGAUCUAUGAUAAACAAUUGGAGGAAAGGGAGCACACUAUAGAUGAAUGGAAAGAAUUGAUCUAUAAAGAAGUUGUGGACUGGGAGGAAAGGAAUAAAAAUGGUGUUAUUAAGGAACAGCCCUUACCUUCAGAACAGAUGCAGCAGUGAAUAACAACAACAGUCCCUCUCAGUCUUCCUCCAUCAAUGACAUAUCAUCCAUGUCAACAGAGCAGACUUUGGCUUCCGAUACCGACAGCAGCCUCGAUGCUUCAACAGGACCACUUGAUGGUUGCAGGUGAUCAGCCUCCUGACUUCAAACAUGAGCAUUAUCAGAAAGCAACUACUUGGUUUGAGUUGCUUUUAAAUUAAUGAAACCACAUUAUGAUAUAUAUAUAUAUGUGUUGCAUGUACCACAAACACAAUGCCUAUGGUUUACUGUAUGAUUGCCUGGCUUUGACACUCAUAAAAUUUGAAAAGGAAAUUUAUAAUGGAAUAUGUAUUUGUGCAAACUGCUCCCCCCAGCCCCUGAUUCAGGUGAGCAGGAUGUGGAAAAUCUGAAGAAUGUGUCCAUGAAAUGCACCAAACAUUUUGUUCUCAGUACUCACCUAUUUUUCUUCAUUGAAGAUUUUAACUACAUUCCAAAAAUUCUUAACAUAAUCGUCUGACAGCACUUUUAAAAUUUCUAGUAAUUAUUUUCUUAGCAUUUUCAGUAUGCUAUUGGUAAAUGAAUGAGAUCUAAAGAUGCAGUAUUGUGGAUUUUAGAUUGUCUCUACACACAUUAUUAAAAGUCAAUUAUUUCUGAAAUAAUAAUUGAUAAUAUCAAGCAAGAUAAACUUUUUUAUUUGUAUGUAGUUGGCGUGAGUUUUUAAAUUUUAAUGAUCUGGAUUAGCAUGACGAUCUAGUUUGAGACCUUGUGAAAUGGAUUUUCUGAUUCGUAGAAUGAUCUACCUGUAAUUUGUUAUGCAAAACUGAUUUUUGCUCAGCUGACCAAAAAGGACGGAACCCAGCUUAAUCUGCAUUUUAAAGAAGGGAACAAAGACAAAUGGGUUUUAAAGUUACUUGAUUGUUAGAGUUUGCAUGGAGUUGGGAUAAGGAUGUCAGUGUUGUUGAGGAACAGUGCUAAAACGUUUUGAGGAUGUUGAAACAAAGGAUUUUAAUGCAAGUUAUUUUGGGCCAGCAUUUUGGCAUUUUUCAAACUUUGUUGCAUUUGAACUAAGAAGCCAAUAUUAACACUUCAUGUGCCUUGUAAAGAUUUAAAUACUUGCAGAAUAAGCCAAAGGUUAUCCCCAAAAAAACGUUUGUUUAGAAAACUGUCACAGUGUGUAUCCCACUAGAGUAAACCCAUUAAAUCCAGUGUAAAUUGCAGUAAAAUCCAUUGCCUUAAGCUUGUGUGACAAUGACAAGCCCGUAUGCCUCAUGAAAAAUACACUGGAGGCAGGAAUUUCAUCUUGCUGUAAAACUGGAUUCUUCAAACCAAAAAUGAAUUAUUUAUUAUGGAAUGUACAGGCAAAAUUUCCUCUGAUCUGCAGUAAAAUUAUACACUAAACGUAAUGAAUUUAUUGUAACAUUGUACAUAUAAUAGACAGAGGAAAUCGUCCCUGACUCUUGUUGGGUUUUCUUUUGAAUCAGAAACGUCUGCUUACAGCAUUCUGUUAUUUAAGGUGAGGUCUGCCUUUAUAAGUUACUUGAACAAAAUUGUGAUUUACGAGACUAACUGCAAUCUGUGGAAAGGUGAAAUCGUUUUUUUUUAUUCGAGAGUUUGUCAUGAAGACAUUUUUGAUUUUCAGCUAUUAUUACAAAGCCGCUUUUGUCAGUUGGAAGAUAAAGGUUUUUAAACAAAAACUACAAGAAUUUCAAUGCACACAUCAAAUAGAAUUAAUCAUAAUUCAAAGAAUAUCUGACUCUUUGUACUAGGAGGUGGAGACAGUAUUUGAAUUAUUUAAUGUAUUCUGCUUUGCUCAGAAAUGACUAGUUAAGCAUUUGGGAAGCGGAGAAUGAAAACUUGCAAAUGCACCCUUUAGAACUGUGCUUUGUCGUUUGAAUAGCCUGUUUAGGAUAUUUUGGGUUGAAGGGAUGAUGCUGUAAUGAGUUUCCUGCUUAAUUAAAGGAGUUGGAGUAUAGAUCAAUAAACUAAUCUGGUGCUGACCUUA